Nicotiana attenuata is the source of this 990-nucleotide messenger RNA. RefSeq lists its product as uncharacterized. The record is from RefSeq and is a predicted model, not a curated record. Bases 1 to 990 code for a protein of 329 amino acids. NCBI's taxonomy places the organism in Eukaryota, Viridiplantae, Streptophyta, Magnoliopsida, Solanales, Solanaceae. The transcript is spliced from 7 exons.
AUGGAAGUUGAAAGUUCGGCUGUCCGUCUGUGGGAAGUACCGGAUCGUUUUAAUCCAGACACUACAUUCUCGAUUGAAUUGGUUCUACAAGAUGAAAAGGGCGAUCGGAUACAUGCUUCUAUUGGCAAGUCAGUUUUGCAUCUUUUCAAAACACAAAUUAAUGAGCUUGGAUUACAUCUUAUGGCGAACUUUAUCGUUUGCCAAAACAAGGAGAGGUUCAACACCACAAAACAUAGAUUGAGGCUGACGUUUACUCAAUGGACAACAGUGGCCGAAAUAAUUGAUCCACUUUUUCCAAUGAAUAUCUUUGAUAUGCGACCAUAUCAUCAAUUGAUAAAUAAAGUUGAUGUGAACGAGAGUGAAUUAUUCGAUGUGAUCGGAGAAAUUAUCAAUUUUAGUGAGGUGCACACGCAAGAAAAAGGUAAAAUUUCCAGGAAGUGUAUGGAUAUCGAACUAGAAGAUGAUGAGAGGAACAAGUUAUCUACUACAUUCUGGGGCGAAUUUGUUGAUCAUGUUUUGCCUCACUUGCUAAAUUCAUAUUCUGUGCGCAAUACUUUGAAUGCAUCAAAGUUGUGGAUUAAUCCUACUUUUCCUCAAUCUGACGAGUUUAAAACACGAUUACUUUCUGUUCGGGAUAGUUACUCUGAGAGGCUGACUCAAAUCAUCUCUCAACAAAGUUAUUCUGUUUCGGAUGAGAUAGAGAAGAGCAUUGUUGAAGUUAAAACAAUUGGCCAAUUAGUGGAGUCCGUGCAAAACUUGAAAAAGGAUGGUCGUAUGUCAGCUGCAAGAAGUGUCAAAAACGUACAUUUAUUUUUCUUCAGGAACAAUGGCUGGAAACGUUAUGAAGUCUGCAACAACAAUAGUUGGAGAAAAUCAAUAUCAAUGGCAGCAGAAGUUGGCAAAAUACAAAGACGAGCUCUCCAAGGGAGUUUCGGGUUAUUGGAAACUUGGGUCAUGGAAACCACUAUGCUCGCCAUCAAGCUCGCUUAA